AUGGAAACUACAUAUUGCGACGAUGAAUCAUAUGAUGGUGAAGAAAACACAAACAAUCUUUCUGAUAGAGAACAUACUGAAGAAGACAUAUCGCAGCAGUCCAAAGACAUGAACGAUAACAAACUGAAUCUAAUACCAUUUCAUCCACUUAAUAAUCCUUCUCAAGAUAACGUACAACAAAAUAUAAUAUCUAAUUUUAAUAAACACACUUUUGUAUCAGGCGAUAGAAGUUUUUCUUUCCAUAAUUUCAACGGUCCUAUCAGUAAAGAAGUAAGACAAGUCGUGGUACCCAAUACGAACCCUCGGCAACCUGGUGCUCAGAGUAUAGAUUUUGUGGGUAAACCUGAUUAUUCAUUUGCCUAUGGGGUACACGAUGAUCAAAUAAAAAAUUCUCACACUCACAUGGAAUCCAGAGACGGAGAUGCUCUUCGAGGAGAAUACAGAGUACUUCAACCGGACGGACUAGUUCGAAUAGUUCGAUAUGUGGCUGAUCCUGUAGCAGGAUUUCAAAUGACCGUGGCGUAUGCGAAAUUUUAGGAGACUGUUGAAUUGUGCAAAGUCUUAUCAACGAAAUAGGAUACGUACAUUGAUUUUUUUUUAAUUCAUUGUACAUAACCUCUUCAUCUGUUUAACUGAUAAACAGCUGUCUUCUUAUUUUUUUUUAAUUAUCACUUAUCACCGACUGUAACUUAAUGUAUAUUAAUAAAAUUCAAUAACAAUUAUUUGA
Messenger RNA from Diorhabda carinulata, 727 nucleotides. RefSeq lists its product as uncharacterized. NCBI's taxonomy places the organism in Eukaryota, Metazoa, Arthropoda, Insecta, Coleoptera, Chrysomelidae. Bases 1 to 537 code for a protein of 178 amino acids. The record is from RefSeq and is a predicted model, not a curated record. Gene Ontology annotation, cellular component: extracellular matrix. The transcript is spliced from 2 exons.